Messenger RNA from Ornithorhynchus anatinus (platypus), 1531 nucleotides. RefSeq names its product zinc finger protein 775 (gene ZNF775). The record is from RefSeq and is a predicted model, not a curated record. Lineage: Eukaryota; Metazoa; Chordata; Mammalia; Monotremata; Ornithorhynchidae. Gene Ontology annotation, molecular function: DNA-binding transcription factor activity, RNA polymerase II-specific; RNA polymerase II cis-regulatory region sequence-specific DNA binding. Gene Ontology annotation, biological process: regulation of transcription by RNA polymerase II.
AUGGGCCCGGGCGGCGGCCUUGGGGCUGACCGGGGGGCGGCCCGGGACUGGCCCGCCCGGGCCCUGCGCUCGCCACCCCCGGGGACCCCCUUCCCCGGCCGGCACCGAGAGCUGGACCACCCUGGGCCCCGGACUCCAGGAGCCGGGCCCGCGAGCGUCAAGAGGGAGAAGCAGGCGGAGAGGUUCCCCGAGCCCCGACGGAUGCCGCCCGAGAAGGACAAAGAGAACAUCUUCCGGCGCGCCGAGAGGGCCCGGCGGGCCCGGGCGGCCCCCUCGCCGGCCCCCCUGGGCCCGCAGCUGCCCGUGGCGGCGGGCCACUUCGUGUGCCCCGAGUGCGGGAAGCGCUUCAGCUGGUGGUCGUCGCUGAACAUCCACAGGCGGACCCACACCGGCGAGAAGCCCUACAAGUGCGCCAAGUGCGGCAAGAGCUUCAGCCAGAAGCCCAACCUGGUGCGGCACCAGCGCCACCACACCGGCGAGCGGCCCUUCCGCUGCGCCGAGUGCGAGCGCCGCUUCAGCCAGAAGCAGCACCUGCUCAAGCACCAGAAGACCCACUCCCGCCAGAAGCCGCACCCGUGCCCCGAGUGCCAGCGGAGCUUCCGCCACCCGGCCGCCCUCCGGGCCCACCAGCGGGCCCACGGCCGGGACCGCCGGCCGCCCCGGCCCGACCGCGCGGGGAGCCGCUCGGGGAGGCGGGCGCGCGGGGGCCCCCGGGACGGGCCGCGCGCCCCCCGGGCCGAGGGCGGGGGCCGCAGGCCCGGCCCGGCCCGGCCCCGGCCCGCCCCCGGCCCCCGGCGCCAGUUCAUCUGCAGCGAGUGCGGCAAGAGCUUCACCUGGUGGUCGUCGCUCAGCAUCCACCGGCGCAUCCACACGGGCGAGCGGCCCUACCCCUGCCCCGAGUGCGGCCGGCGCUUCAGCCAGAAGCCCAACCUGACCCGCCACCUGCGCAACCACACGGGCGAGCGGCCCCACGCCUGCGCCGACUGCGGCAGGGGCUUCCGCCAGAAGCAGCACCUGCUCAAGCACCAGCGCACGCACGGCGGCGAGGGGCCCCGCGCCCGCCCCCGCCGCGGGCAGGGCCGCCCCGCCGCGGCGCCGCUCCGGGCCCGCCGGCGGGCCCACGAGCGGCUCCCCGGCGGGGCCGAGCCCCGGGGGGGCCCGGCCCCGGAGGCUCCCGGGCCCCGGCCCGGGGAGCGGGCCCUGAUGGCGGCCGAGCGCCAGUUCAUCUGCAGCGAGUGCGGCAAGAGCUUCUCCUGGUGGUCGGCGCUCACCAUCCACCGGCGCAUCCACACGGGCGAGCGGCCCUACCCCUGCCCCGACUGCGGCCGGCGCUUCAGCCAGAAGCCCAACCUGGUGCGGCACCAGCGCAACCACACGGGCGAGCGGCCCUACCCCUGCCCCGACUGCGGCAGGGGCUUCAGCCAGAAGCAGCACCUGCUCAAGCACCAGCGCGUCCACGGGGCCGGGGGCCGGGCCGCCGCUCCCCCGUCGGCCGUGAAGAGGGAGGGGCCGUAGGGACCCGCGGCGGAAG